AAAAAAGUGCGUUUAUUUCUGUUACACCCGUUAUAUCUACUCAAAAUGCAAAUAGUUGGAGUUAUUAUGAUAUAAAAACAAAUAGAUCGGAAGAAGAUGGCUCAUCUGAUUAUUUACCAAAUAUUGCUGAGCCUGGCACGAUUGUUGGUCAUACAUGUUCGAAAUCAUAUUUUUCCUCCUAUUUAGCAGAAAAUAUUCCAGUUUUUAUUUCAUUAGGUGAUUUACAAUAUUCAGUUUACAAUUGUUUAGUUGAAAAUGAUACGAAUAAUUGUGUUUGUAAUAUAUCAACGUCGGCACAACUUUGCGUCACCAGUGAAAGACAACAUGAAAUGAACAAGAAUUUUAAAGAAGAUCAAUUAUUAUCAUCUUAUAUUCGAGUUCCCUAUUUUGAUAAUAAUGAUUUAUUUAGUUACAGCAUCACUCAAUGGUGGAAAUGUGUUAACAUCAUUUAUUCAAAUGAUUUAUAUGUGGUUAAAUGA
Molecule: messenger RNA, 479 nt
Organism: Didymodactylos carnosus
Lineage: Eukaryota; Metazoa; Rotifera; Eurotatoria; Philodinida; Philodinidae
Source: the annotation of a GenBank genome assembly